UUCGGGUGGAACACACCUGUCCUCAUCAACACCGCAUGCUACCUAAAUAGACAGCUGACAGAUCAUGUGACCCAAACCAUUUAGAAUACAGAAAAUGCAUAAUCUGCUCCUACAAUUACAAUUAUUAAUCAUUUACAGCUGCUGAUUUCCUCUUACUAAGCAGUUUUAACAGAUACAGUGUUUACACCUUUAAAACAGCUCAAUUAUAUUUCAUAAAACAUUUAAAACUCGCAACUUUUAAGUUUUUAUUCAUUUUAUUCUCUUGUUUUCAUGAAAAGCUCUAAAAUCUUUAGCCAACAGGAUGCAGGAACCUCCGAUGUCCCAUUUUAUUCAGAAUAAGCUCCAGAGCCAAUCAUGUUCUCCCACAGCUUACCUGGCUGCUUUGCUCCGCCUCCUGAGCGAGGCAGAGAGCGCGGGAUUGGUCGGCCCCGGAGACGUGGAGGUGAUGGAGGAGGAGGAAGACGAGGAGGAGGAGCAGAGGCCUCCAGGGGACUUCCAGACCGCUGAUGCUGCAGACUACGAUGAGACGGGGCGGGGCAUGAGCAUGGGGCGCCCCGGCGCCCCCUGGUGGGACCUGGUGGAGCCGCAGCUGACUCAGGCGCUGCUGGACAGGAUGGAUCCCCGGCUGGUCCAGAGUCUGCUGCAGAGAACCAGAGAGUCCGGACGGACCUCAGCCGCACCGAGCCGAGACCAGGACGCCCUCAGGCGGAUGGUUGCUAAGAUACUGUCUAGUGUCGGCCCUAACAACGCCCAGGUGAUGAUGUCAUCAGGGCGCAGAGCAAAGAGGGACUUGUCCGCCAUGGCCGAACCCGUUAGCCCCACCCACAGACGAACCCGCCGCUCCCUGGACGGCCAGUCGCCUAGCAACGAGCCGCCCCUCCUCAGAGUAAAGAGGCUGGACGACGAAGAGGAAGAGGAAGAAAAGCUCCGCCCACGAGGACCCGGGCUGCAAAGGAUGAAACGCAUCGAUACCAUGGCAACCGCUGACCUAGAGGAAGUAAACCACGGGAGUCGUAGGCGCCGCAGGAGAGCUGCGCUGAACUACGACCCCCAGAUGUUGAUGGAUCAGAUUCUGGAUUACCUGAGGGAGUGAGAGGAG
This is a messenger RNA of Poecilia latipinna (sailfin molly), 1099 nucleotides long. It is a transcript of the gene pcsk1nl, whose product is annotated as proprotein convertase subtilisin/kexin type 1 inhibitor, like. Bases 302 to 1093 code for a protein of 263 amino acids. The record is from RefSeq and is a predicted model, not a curated record. Gene Ontology annotation, molecular function: endopeptidase inhibitor activity. Gene Ontology annotation, biological process: negative regulation of endopeptidase activity. Lineage: Eukaryota; Metazoa; Chordata; Actinopteri; Cyprinodontiformes; Poeciliidae. The transcript has 3 exons.